This is a messenger RNA of Varanus komodoensis (Komodo dragon), 3999 nucleotides long. RefSeq names its product UEV and lactate/malate dehyrogenase domains (gene UEVLD). Gene Ontology annotation, biological process: protein transport; protein modification process; carboxylic acid metabolic process. The record is from RefSeq and is a predicted model, not a curated record. NCBI's taxonomy places the organism in Eukaryota, Metazoa, Chordata, Lepidosauria, Squamata, Varanidae. The transcript is spliced from 10 exons. Bases 783 to 1940 code for a protein of 385 amino acids. Gene Ontology annotation, molecular function: ubiquitin binding; oxidoreductase activity, acting on the CH-OH group of donors, NAD or NADP as acceptor. Gene Ontology annotation, cellular component: ESCRT I complex.
UUGUUGUUUUUAUCUUUUUAAGGAAUAUGUCAAGAUUUCUUAAAAUCUAUACAUAUUAUUUGCAAAGAAUUUCACGUAAGGAACUUCACCUGUUUAUGUUCACUGUUGACAAUAUAAUAUGCAGCACAAUAUGCAUAUGCAUGUUUACUAGGAAGUAAACACAGGUGAGUGUGCACAGGAUAGCAGCCUGUCAGUGCAAUCCUAUGUCAGAAGUAAAUUCUACUGAUUCUGGAGGCUUCUUUUCAACUGAGUGGAGGAUUUCAGCCUUAAUUACUAUGUGUAUAGUUUUGAAGGUGUUAGCAGUUAUUUGAUUAAGAGUUUGGCUUAGAGCUAUGAACUUUAUAUUGAUGUGCUGCUGUUUGUUUUGCUAUAAUUUGUUACACUUGCUGCUAUAUUAUAUUUCAUGACAUUACGUGUUGCUUUUUAUAUUUUGCAUUCUUGAUUUAUUUAUCUAUAUUAUUUGAAUUCUGUCUCACCCCACUAGCCACACAGUUCCCUGUGACGAUUUGUAGAUGUUCUGUUUUGAUUUUUAAAAACUGAUAGCAGCUUUUAUGCUUUUCUAAAAAGAAAACCUAGAUAUAAAUGUUAGAUCAAUCACUAAAUCAAUUAGCUGUGAUAUAAAAUGCAGUACCACGAUAUCAAUAACAAUUUAAAGAGAAAAAUGAACUCUGCAAACAUGUACAAAUCAAUGUUAUGAAUUUCAGCUUUCAAGGAUGGGUCCCAGAAAGACCUUCUGAAUUUUAGUGGCACUGUUCCAGUGAAAUAUCAGGCCCACUGCAAACAUGGGAAUUUCUGUAGGGAAACACAUAGAUGCCCGUGGAAGGAUCUACUUGCCAUAUCUACAGAACUGGAGUCAUCCACAGUCAAUGAUCAUCGGUUUGUUAAAGGAAAUGAUCACAAAAUUUGAAGAGGAGCUCCCUCUAUACUCGCUUUCAUCUUCUGAUGCAGCAAGACAAUCGGAACUACUUUCAUAUAUUGCAAAAAUCACUGAAGGUGAAAACAACAUACAGUCCAAGGGAGAUGGGAAGAAAAGCAAUGGAGGAUUUAAUAAAGUUACAGUGAUUGGAGCAGGGGAUCUGGGCCUUGCUUGUGUGCUGGCUAUCUCAGCAAAGAGUGUUGCUGACAAGGUGGUUGUCUUGGACUGCUCAGAAGGUUCAGUGAAAGGAGGAACAAUGGACCUGGAAAUCUUUGCUUUGCCAAAGGUGGAAGUCAGCAGAGAUUUUUCUGCCUCGGCAGACUCAAAAGUAGUGGUGCUUACAGUUAAUUCUUUAGGCAAUGCUGAGUCCUAUCUGGAUGUUGUACAGAACAAUGUGGAACUCUUCAGAGGCAUUAUUCCAUCAGUAGCACAGUACAGUCCGCACAGUGUGCUACUUGUGGCGUCUCAACCAGUGGAAGUAAUGACCUAUGUGUCCUGGAAGAUGAGUGGAUUUCCUAAAAACAGAGUUAUUGGUAUUGGUUGUAAUUUGGACUCAGUGAGGUUCCAAUAUAUUAUUACAAACCAGUUGAAAACUCAAACAAGCGGCAAAAAUAAUUGGAUUAUUGGUGAACAAGGGGAAAACAAAGUAACAGCGUGGAGUGCUUCUAAUUCAGUGACAAGUCCUCAGGGUGAAGAUUUAGCAAACCGUAAUGCCCAGCAGGAACUGGUUAACAGAGCCAUGGAAAUCCUGAAAGCAAAAGGCCAAAGAUCUUGGUCUGUUGGUCUGUCAGUAGCUGAUCUCACUGAUAGCAUAUUGAAUGAUAAAAGAAAAGUGCAUUCCAUAUCAACUAUGGUGAAGGGGUGUUAUAAUAUAAACUGUGAGGUAUUUUUAAGUAUGCCGUGUGUACUUGGAAUCAAUGGAGUGACUGAAAUGAUCAAAACAUUAGAUGAGGAUAGCAUGGCAAGGAAACUACAGUCCAGUGCUACAUCUAUUCAUGACCUCCAACAGCAAUUAAAACUUUGAACAUCAUGGAUUUAUAGUUUUAGCCCUCUACAAAUACUGUAUCAAAAUGUGCAAUGUGUUGAUCAAGUAUGAAAUCCUGUAGCAUGAAGCUUGGCUUCACACUUCUUAUAUCCCAUUGUGUGAUUUUGCUGGCUUUUAUACUCCAGCACCGUGAUUUUACCUGUACAGGAACUUAUAGCAAUAAUGUACAAUAUUUCCUUCUUACCAUGCUGUACUGAGUAAACAGCAGCACAGCAAGCUUUUCAUCACCACCAAAAUGAGUUGUGGCUAGAAGUUUUAUUUCAACAAGGGUUGAUAUACUUUUGCAGGAGAAUUAUUUUAGCAAAUUGACUGUGUAUAAAUAGUACUUAAUUCUAAAGCUUAGACAUAGAAAGGACUGACAGCAAAGAACAAGAUACUGUCUAAACUUAAUGUCUGUAUUUACUGUUUUUUAAAUGUUCACUCCAUCGGAACAUUAGGGGAACAGGGAAAUAUUAUUAUAAAUCACUUAAAGGUGGAGUUGGGGAGCAUUGCAGAUACACUUUAUUUAUCCUUUACUGUGUCUGAAAAUAUUUUUCAGUGCAUUUUGUAUGAAUUAUCCAAAGAUUUAAAUAAAUGUCUUGGAAAGAAGAAAACACAAAAUAAAAACCUGAAAGUACUAGUUUGAAGGUUGCUAUAUAAAAUGUAACUAGUUAGGAUGGUUGUUUUCUUAAAGGAACAUUGGCUAAAUCCAAAGAGCACGGUGUUUUGUGUUUGCACUGGGGAAUUUUGCUUCCUCCUUCCUGCUCCAGUUCCUUGUGCCCUUUGAAAAGCUACCCUGAAACCCAGGCAAUUAUCUAGAGCCGCUUGUGUCUCAUACAACUGGGGAAAUAGGAAAUGUUGACCUCCACAUACAUACAUACAAACAAACAAACAAACAAGCUUUUAGUUCACAUACAGGUUGUGGGAUCUUGGUCAAUAUUUGUUUUUGUUUUAAUUUGAUUAAGUAAAUAAUACAAAAAUAAAUCAAUGACAAUGGUUAAAAAAGAAAAAAGUUACAAUAUGAAUAAAUUGUCAUAUAAAUCAAAGCAAUUAAUAACCAAAUUAUAUUAUACUUAACACAAAAACUACACUCCCAUGCCUUUGAUUAUACUUCCCCUUUCUCAGGACGUUGGUCAAUAUUUGAGAGUGGAUAAUAUGGGUACUUUAUACAAGAGGACAUUUUGGAAUGCAACAAAACAUACAUUUAAGUUGCAGUCCUAUUGAUUGUGCCUUAAAUGCUCAGGAGCGCCCUAAGUCAGAGGCUUAUAGGCAGUCAGUAUGGUGCAGGAAAAGCAACAGAAGCUUUCUGCACUUCCCCACAUGUCCUGUUCUACAUUUUCCAGCUCUCCCCCUUGGUGUGGGAGGGAAAGACACUGUAGUGCCAUCAGACUAUAUCAAUUCCUAAUGACCCUAGUCUCAUCACCCUCCCAUUCCCCUGGAAUGUCCCCAUUGCCCCCUCCAAAGGCAGUUUCCUGACCUUAGAAAGGCAGCCAGCAGAUCUUCCUUUGCCAGCAAAGUCAGAGCAUGAAUUCCCAGCUCUGACCUUGGAGCUCUGAAUCUGAUCUUGGAAUCCAAAUUAUCCUAUGGGUCCUUGGAAUAACUGGCCAUCUGUCCUUUAGUGAUCUUUCUCAUGACAGAAUCAUGUCAAGAAAUUAUUUCCUUGGAUACAGUUAUCUAAAAUCAAUAUAAUUAAAGAACUUAAAUGGUGAUUCAAUAGCCAGAGUAAAGAAGAUACGGAAUAAUUUUAAUUGCUAUAUAAUUGGGUAAUCUGCUUUUAUUUACUUUUUGUAAAGUAAUUACUAGAUCAAGUCACUGGGAUAGGAUGGAAGAACAGGUGAAUGCACAGCUCACUCUUACGCACUGAUAAAUUUUAGCAUGUUUGGUUCAUUAAUUGUAACAUUGUAGCAAGUGUUAAUACUACUAAAUAUUUACCAAUCACAAUAUGGUAGAACAUGUAUCAGGUAUGACUGUAUGAAAAUUCACUUUUUUGCUUUGACUUUUAUAUAUGUUAUUAAAUAUUAAUAAAGAUAGAAAGACCGAGCAGCUAACAGUAUCUGAA